AUGAAUCGCAUACCUCCUCCGCCAGAAGGGCACCACCCACACCCCGGUCCGCACGCCGCAUACGACUCAUGGCGUCCUUCAUACCCUCCACCAUUCGAUAGCCACCCCGCCGACGGCCGCCGGGCCUCUGCCGUUUCUCAGCCGCCUCUACCACCACAGCCUUCAGGAUACCCAGUCAUGCCCAAUCGUGAGCUGCCACAGAUUACACCAGAAGGCCCGUAUGCUCGUCCGAUGGGCAAUGGAAUGCCCCCGCACCCGACCGUGCAUUCCCCGCAAGAUCCCACGCCCCCUCACCCAUCCUUCCACCAGCAGAUGAACGGUGUGCCGCACGAGGCCUCCCCCGAUUAUCGCGCUCGCAUGCCCUUCCAACCUCCAGAUCAAGUUAAUAAUGGGGACUCUACACCUGUUUCCGGGGGAUUGCCCCCCGCUUCACAGUUCAUGGCGCCUGGGCCUCCCCAGAUGGCGAUUUCCACGCCGCCUGGCGGGUAUGAUCCUGCCUAUUACCAAAACCAAACGCUGGGGCGGCAACAGCAGCGCAGGGCGAACCGAGCCACACAGGCCUGUGACCAAUGCCGAGCGAGGAAAGCAAAGUGUGAUGAGGGGAGACCGCAUUGCAGCCACUGCAAGGAGAACAACCUCGGAUGUGUCUAUAAAGAAGUGCCGCUGCACAAGCAAGAGAAAACCACCCAGCUGGUAUUGGACCGGUUUACUAUGAUGGAGGAACGCAUUGCCAGAAACUUUCAAGAAAUGGAAGACCGAAUGUUCAAGCAGCUGAAGAUGGGCACACUUCAAGUACCUCCUGACCUACCACCCCCACAACCAACGGCUCUCAAGCAGGAUCGGCCUCUAAAAACGGAGCUCCUCAGCGCCCAAACCUCGCCUGCAAACAAUGUGGACACCGGAUCUGAAAUCAGUGCUCCCAAAUACAACCCCAAACUUGGACCAGCACCGGAGGAGUUGUACGUUGAGGACCCGAAGAGUGAAGCCGAAGGAGAGCUAUCAAUUCCGGUGGAGCACACCACUGCAGCUCACAAGCUGUUGAUGUGGCCCUCGAUCAAGAAGCUACUGUAUCCGGAGGAAUAUGAUGAGGAUUAUGUGAUGCGGUUGGAAGAAGAGCGCGGUCUUAUCAGCAUUUACGGCCAAGGCGAGAUCUCAUUUACAGCAGAUGACAGUGAAUUACCGGUAGAACCCAACCUGGAUGGUGCUCGACCAGAUGGCGAUGGCGCAGGGCUGAAUUCCGACGUUGAUAUCGAUAAGUUUGGUAACCUGAACCUCGACGCGGCGACUGCUCGACGCUACUACCACAGCUACCUCGACCACAUGUUCAAGCUCCACCCAUUCCUUAUGCAGAGUGAACUCGACAUGAAGGUCAAAAAUUUUAUCCGACUCUACUGCCGUCCGGACUUGUCCCCGACCUCAGCUUCAAACUACCCAAGGCCGGCUCGCGAUGGUCCGCCGCCUGCCAAACGGAGGCGGUCCAACGAGAAUCUAGGUGGGCGUGGGGAUUUCGUGGAGUCUAUCUCGAACCCGGUGCGACCUCGAGUGGGAAAAAACAUCGAUAAUGCCUUGGUAUUGCUGUGUCUGGCCUUGGGUGCUAUCUGCGAAACACCCGCUCCUCUUCCUGGGCCAAUCAUGGACCAUCAUAUUGAUUAUCGCAACCAGUUUAUACCUCAUCCGCUACCUCCUCCACCUCCUCCACCUCCUCCACCAAAUCCUCAAAACGUGGGAUACCCCCCCAAUGGCGUACUCUCCCCAGCGAAUUCCGACUCGGCCAUGCCAAUGUCGCUUUCGCAUUCUAUAUACGUGGUGCCAAUGCAGAACACUACCCCAACUUUCACAUCUGCCACGAUCGGCGAAAAUCUAGGUGAGAACCGAAAGAGUCUGUCAACGCGAGUUGUGACAAAGACGCGUGAUGCUCGGGGAAACACGAAGAACUACCAGGUCAUCCCUGGUCUGACACUCUAUGGAUAUGCGACCGAGAUAUUGGGCCUCUUGCAAGGUGGAAACGAGCUGGAACAUGUCCAGUCCGCCCUGCUUGCUGGUCUUUAUGCCGGUCAACUGGCCCAUCCUUUCCAGAGCCACAACUGGAUUUCGCAGGCGUCGAGGGCUUGCCAGGUGCUUGUGAGAACCAAGCGAUACGAGCGACUCGUGGAGGGGCCUAUUCAGGACUUGUAUAACUUUGCUUACUGGACUUGCCUGCAGUUGGAGAGUGAUCUACUUGCGGAACUUGACAUUCCCGCGAGUGGUAUCUCGCGUUCUGAGGGUCGAAUGGAACUUCCGAAAGGAAAAUUCACCAUCACUCUCCCAAACGAUCUCAGCGCCCCUCAGACUAUGAUGAUGUUAUUCUAUUCGGCUCAAAUCCACCUACGCAAAGUCCUCAAUCGGGUGCACACCGACUUGUACAAAGUCGAAAAACAAGGCCAAACCCGAUGGUCUUCGACCGUACAAUCGGCUCUGAGCUUGAACCUCGACCUCUGGCGCAGCAGCCUGCCACGAAGCAUGCAGUGGGAAGAAACGGAUCCGCCAGCCAACGAAAUCAACGCCGCUCGUAUGCGUGCCAAGUACUAUGGUGCUCGGUAUAUCAUCCACCGACCUCUCCUCUACCAUGCCCUCCACUACGGCCACGCAGGCGCCCGCAUCGGUCCAGUUGGCCAAGCGUCGGUGGACUCGCCCACGUCGCAGCACAUGUCACCGUCUAUGCUGCACAACCCUGCCCGAGCUCCAAAUAUGGCACGUAUGUCGAGCGACAUGGGUUCUACACCGGCCGCGAGCUCGACUGGCUGGACUCCUCCCAAGGUCCGCUUCAAGGAUCUCCCCAAGAAACUGCAAGCUGCCUGUGAAAUCUGCAUCAGAUCCGCCAUCAAAAGCACUGAGGCGUUUGACGGUGUAGGCGGACAUCGGUUGGUCGUUACCAACAUCUUCGGCACUGCCCAUGCGCAAUUUGGCAACAUGCUCGUUCUGUCUGCAACAUACAUGUCACCUCUGAGGGAGCUUGUCGACGAAAAGCUACUUGAGCGUCUCCUCCGACGCACAAUUUGCUUCCUCAUUCAGAGCGAGAAUAUCUCCCCUACUCUUCGGGCGGAUGCUCGUAUUCUCACCGAGAUCUAUCAAAAGAUCUUCCACCGCGAACCUGACGUAACCGGCCACCCUUCAUCAAUCAGCGGCCAUACUCCAACCGGCCAUACUCCAAACAUGAGCAAUCACAUUCCACCCAUGGAUCACACUCCGGGAUUGAACGGCCAAUCUAUCAGCAUGAGCUUCCCUUAA
This is a messenger RNA of Penicillium bovifimosum, 3267 nucleotides long. It is a transcript of the gene clcA, whose product is annotated as putative C6 finger domain protein. Lineage: Eukaryota; Fungi; Ascomycota; Eurotiomycetes; Eurotiales; Aspergillaceae. Gene Ontology annotation, molecular function: DNA-binding transcription factor activity, RNA polymerase II-specific; zinc ion binding. The transcript is spliced from 3 exons. Gene Ontology annotation, biological process: regulation of DNA-templated transcription. The coding region runs from base 1 to 3267 and encodes 1088 amino acids. The record is from RefSeq and is a predicted model, not a curated record.